Messenger RNA from Meloidogyne enterolobii, 1300 nucleotides. NCBI's taxonomy places the organism in Eukaryota, Metazoa, Nematoda, Chromadorea, Rhabditida, Meloidogynidae. The record is from the annotation of a GenBank genome assembly.
AUGAAUUUUAAUUCCUUCAACACAUUCGGCCAUUGGGGUGUAUUCGAAACCCAGGAAGAAAAGCAAAUACGCGAACAACAGGAGAAGGAACUACAACAACGUGAAUCACAGCAACAAGAAACAGAAUCGUAUGAACAUACUUCAAAAAAUAGGGAAAUGGAAAAUAAUGAAAUUGAUCUCUUGGUCACCUCGCUUGGAUUAACCUCUCUGGUUAAUGAAAUUGGUGAAGAUAAAAACAAGGAGGAUGUUUUGAAAUCUAACGACGAAAAAAUACUAGAGAUAGUACUAGAAAGCGAUGAAGAAAAUGAAAAAGAAAGUAUUGAUCCAACAAAUUUAUCAGAAAAAAAGGAAGAAAAGGAAAAAGACGUUAAGAAGGAUGAAAACCCUUUUAUCGAGCCAGAACCAGUUGAAAUAGAAAACCCGUUACCAUUAUCAAUUUUGAAACGUCGCUCACUUCAUGUACUAUUCUAUAACAUCGAAAAACGCCGAGAAAUAAUUUUACACUUACAAAAUCAAGUUCAACUACGUACAUCCCAUUUGCUUUUUUAUAAAAAUUUUGUUAUUCGGUGCAACGAUUUUACUGUCCACCCAGCAAGUAUUGUUCCUGCUAUGGGCGGAUAUUUGAAUAUAACGAAAGUAAAUAUGAAUAUCGAAAAUUGUACAUGUGUUUUUAGGCUUUUACCUGGUAUUCAAAGAUUUUCAUCAGAAAAUUUUCUCAAAAUGGCUAGAAACGGCAUAAAUACUGAAUAUAAUCCUAAACGAUUCCACUCAAUAAUAAUGCGUAUUCGACAUAAACAUAACAGGACAACAGCAGCAUUAAUUUUUCAAUCUAGUAAAGUGGUGCUAACAGGUGUUCCCAACGUAAAGUUAGCUAGAAGAAUGGCUUUAAUAGUGUUAAAAAGAAUAGAAUUUUCGAUAAAAGAAGCAAAUAUACAAAAAUUUUCAAAACUUGGAAUCAUAAGCCUUAAAGUUACAAAUAUUGUCAGCUCAUAUCGAAGUAUGAACCGAGUUGCCAUUGAAUUGAUAUGUCGCGUCUUUGAAACGCGAUUGCAAAAAUAAACUUUUUAUUUAAAUUUAAUUACUCAUUGCUAUAAACUUUUCCCAGACCUUUUAUCUACUUUAACAAUCUAAAAUUGUAUUUUCUUUUCGCCUUUCUAUUUAAAUGAUUUUCAAUUUCCUACUAAUGACUGCUUCUUCUCAAUUCUCUCCUUACUCACUCCUAGCUUUCCUAUCAGCUUUUUCUCACUUCAGUGUUCCAUAAAAAAUGUUUUCCUUCCACCUUUUCGCUCGCUAUUUUAUA